Messenger RNA from Recurvomyces mirabilis, 2832 nucleotides. RefSeq lists its product as uncharacterized. NCBI's taxonomy places the organism in Eukaryota, Fungi, Ascomycota, Dothideomycetes, Mycosphaerellales, Teratosphaeriaceae. The coding region runs from base 1 to 2832 and encodes 943 amino acids. Gene Ontology annotation, biological process: glucan catabolic process. The transcript is spliced from 5 exons. Gene Ontology annotation, molecular function: beta-glucosidase activity. The record is from RefSeq and is a predicted model, not a curated record.
AUGCGUUCUUCGUAUGAGAAGCUGCUUGCGACUAUCGCUUUGCUGUCUGCCGUGACUGACGUGAGUGCGCAGACCAACUCAACGACAGUUGGCAGUGGACCUUCAGCAGCUGGACCUACCUGGGAGCAGACUGACUAUGACAGCAGUCCGCCAGUCUACCCAUCCCCCAAUGCCACCGGCCAGGGCUGGCAAGCUGCCUUCCAGCAAGCCUCGAACUUCGUCUCACAACUAACACUGGAGGAGAAAGCUCAGCUUGUCACAGGUGCACCUGGUCCCUGCGUUGGCAAUAUUGGUCCUAUCUACAGACUCGGCUUCGAUGGAUUGUGCCUGCAGGAUGGCCCACUGGCUAUUCGUGAAGCAACAUAUGCCUCCGUCUUUCCAGCAGGACUGACGGUCGCAGCCAGCUUCGACAGAGAUCUGGCUCGCACACGAGGCGUGGACAUGGCUCAGGAGUUCAAGGGUAAAGGCGCUCAUGUAGCCCUCGGACCAGUCGCUGGACCACUUGGCCGAUCAGGGUACGGAGGUCGUGGCUGGGAAGGUUUCUCCCCUGAUCCUUUCUUGACUGGUGAGCUCUUCGCCGAGACGAUCGAGGGUAUGCAGUCUGCUGGUAUCCAGGCAUGUGCGAAGCAUUAUAUCGGCAACGAGCAAGAGACGCAGCGGAAUCCCAGUGUCACCAAGGCUGGGGAGACCAUCGAGGCUGUGUCUAGUAAUGUCGACGAUCGCACCAUGCACGAACUUUACCUUUGGCCUUUCCAGAAUGCGGUCAAGAGUGGUGUGGCUUCUGUCAUGUGCAGCUAUAACAGGAUCAACGGGUCGUACGGCUGCCAGAACAGCAAGACAUUGAACGGUCUGCUCAAGGAUGAACUUGGGUUCCAAGGCUACGUUAUGUCCGAUUGGGAGGCAACACACUCUGGCUAUCCAGCUGCGGACGCCGGCCUCGACAUGGACAUGCCCGGCGGGAUUGGCUUCGUAACUCAGCUUCCUACGUACUUCGGCCCGAACAUCACGGCGGCAGUCAACAACGGCACUCUCGCCGAAGAUCGCCUGGACGACAUGUGUCGCCGCAUCAUGUCUCCCUACUUCCUUCUCCAGCAGAACAGCGCCUCCUACCCCAGAGUCGACGCCAGUUCAAGCGGCUUGAACUUCUUUCCCGAAGCCAACUACGCCUUUAACUACACCCUCGGCCCAGCGAAUGUCGACGUAAGAGACGAUCAUGCCCAAGCCAUUCGUGAGCUUGGUGCUGCUGGUACUGUCUUGCUUAAGAAUCUAAACAACACUUUGCCAUUGAAAACACCAAGCAAUAUUGGCAUUUUCGGGAACGAUGCUGGAGAGCCCACUGAUGGCUUGUACUUCGAUGGCGACGGCGAUCUCGGCAAUGUCGGGUUCGAAUUUGGUGUAUUACCUAGCGGUGGUGGAUCCGGAACUGGUCGCUUCACUUACGUCGUCUCACCUCUCGAGGCCAUCAAGAACAAGGUCAAUUCGUAUAAUCCUAAGGCAUUGGUGCAGUAUGUCCUCAACAACACACUGGUCAACCAGGCUAGCGGCUAUAGCAUCUUGGCUCCGGUGCCACCGGAGGUCUGUAUUGUCUUCCUCAAGACGUGGGCGACGGAGGGAUAUGAUCGGCCGAGCUUGCUUGUCGACUGGAACGGCACUGCCCUUGUCGAGACUGUUGCCAAGAGCUGCCCCAAUACAGUCGUCGUCACGCACUCCGGUGGUCUCAACGUCAUGCCAUUUGCAGAUAACCCGAACGUCACGGCUAUCCUCGCUGCUCACUAUCCAGGUGAGCAAGUUGGCAAUUCUCUUGUCGACUUGCUGUGGGGCGAUGUCAACCCGAGUGGCAAGCUGCCCUAUACCAUUGCUUAUAACGAGUCCGACUACAGCUUCGCACCGAUCGAGAACUCUACGGCGCUGUUGACUACCACGGAUCCCAACGCGUGGCAGUCAAACUUCGAGGAGCGUCUGCUCAUUGACUACCGCCACUUCGACUACUUCGAUGAGCCCGUCCAAUAUGAGUUCGGCUAUGGCCUGUCCUACACCACGUUCUCCAUGUCCAACCUCGCAGUCACUGCCACAGGCUCCGGUUACACUGCUCUACCAGCCAAGCAGGCUAUCGCCCCUGGUGGUAACCCAGCUCUCUGGGACGUCCUAUAUACCGCCACCGUGACAGUCUCCAACACUGGCUCUGUCGCAGGCGCAGCAGUCCCACAGCUCUAUCUCGGCCUACCUCAGCCAGUAAAUGAGGACUAUACGCCAGUCAAAGUUCUCCGUGGUUUCGAGAAGAUUACGCUGCAGCCUGGUGCUAGCCAGACCGUGACUUUCAGUCUCACCAGACGUGAUAUCAGCUACUGGGAUCGCUAUACUCAGCAAUGGACUAUCGGUACUAGUGCCAUUGGUGUCAUGGCCGGCUACUCUUCGCGUGAGAUCUGGUUGAACACUACCGUCACUCCGUUGUCUGGCUCGUCCGGAUCUGGUUCUGGCUACGGCUCUGGCUCUGCGUCAAUGGCUCCACCUGGAUAUAGCAACAAGACCAGCUCUGCUGGCAUGAGCAUGCCAGCCAGCAUGAGCUCUGGAAUGUCUACCGUGGUCAGCGGUAGCAUGAUACCAGCCAGUGCUACCGUGCCCGCCAGCUACAUGUCGGGUAGCAGCAGCAUGAUGGCUAGCAUGAGUGCCACAACUACCGUACCCGCCGCGUACAGCGCUACAACUGCCGCUAGCCCAAGUGGCCAUGGCCCUGGUGCGCCUGGCUGCAGUGAUGUUCCCGGUCCUUGGCAGCACGCUGGUAACAACAAUUGGGGUCACGGCGGGCCGCCGACUCAAUCAGGCUGGGCAUGA